Molecule: messenger RNA, 1233 nt
Organism: Cantharellus anzutake
Lineage: Eukaryota; Fungi; Basidiomycota; Agaricomycetes; Cantharellales; Hydnaceae
Exons: 7
Coding region: 1-1233 (410 amino acids)
Biological process (GO): DNA-templated transcription
Cellular component (GO): RNA polymerase II, core complex
Molecular function (GO): protein dimerization activity; DNA-directed RNA polymerase activity
Source: RefSeq, a predicted model, not a curated record
AUGUCGCGCCUGCUCAGCACUAAAGUCCCGUCGGUGCGGAUACGGAAGUUACAGCGCGACCACGUUGACUUUGUUCUCGAGAAUGUGGACUUGGCGUUCGCGAAUUCUCUCCGGCGUGCAAUGAUAGCGGAUAUAGCCACAGUUGCAAUCGACAUGGUCGAAAUAGAAACCAACACGACGGUGCUUGCUGAUGAAUUUAUUGCUCAUCGACUAGGUCAGGUGCCACUCAUCAGUGCAAAUUGCGACGAAGCUAUGAAAUUCUCUCGAGACUGCGAUUGUCUUUCAUCUUGUGACUUGUGUUCGAUUGAGUUGCGGCUAAACGUGAUGUGUACGGGGGACGAGACGGUGCAUGUUACAACGGACGACUUAGCCGUAGUUCUCCCUCAACAAUCGAGGAUAGUUGAUGCACCAGAAGAAUUUUCAAGACGACCCCCAAACUUUGGGCAUCCAUACAAUAAAAAAUCAGAGGGCUUACAGCCAAUCCUUCUGGCGAAGAUCCGCAAAGGCCAAGAGCUUAAGCUCCGAUGCAUUGCGAAAAAAGGACUGGCCAAAGAACACGCGAAAUGGUCCCCAUGUGCUGCAGUGGCCUUCGAGUACGAUCCCCAUAAUAAACUACGACAUACAACUCAUUGGUAUGAAACAGACGAGAAGGCUGAAUGGCCUUUGAGUCAUAAUGCAAGGGAAGAGUUGGCGCCCGCAGAUGACGAACCUUUUGAUUACACCGCUCAGCCAGAACGUUUUUAUAUGGAUGCCGAGACUGUUGGUAGCUUGAGCCCAAAAGAAGUCGUGCAACGAGGCUUGGCUGAGUUGCAAAAGAAUUUGGGCAGUCUUGUGCAUGCUCUAACAACGUCAAACGCGACAGAUGAUGUAAAUCAGAAUGGUGUGAUAGAGAAUCCAACUGCUCAAUCAAACGGCUUCCCCCCGACGUCAACUUAUGGUGGCCCGAGUGCUGCCGCCAAUCCAUGGAGCGGAUCCCCUCAAGCGAAUUCGAUAUGGGGUGGCAUGGGAGGUGGUGCCAGCCCCACUUGGGCGAGUGGGACAGGUACGGGCGUCGGACCUAGCUCCAGUCCGGUGUGGUCAGGUGCAACAAACGCAGGCAUUGGAUCUAGCCCCACUUGGGGAGGGGCUACCAGCACUGGGGUCGGAGGCAGUAGCACCAGUCCAGCUUGGAGGGGACCUACUGAUGCAGAAAGCACAACCUGGGGCAAUGAAAGUCCCGCUUGGGGAACUUAA